UGGAGCGUUUCCUUUAACGCAACGAAGGGGGUGGGGUACCGGAAGCAGCUGCUGGAGCAGCCCACGAUGGCGGGAGCUUCAGCUUCAGGAGAGCGGCGGUUGCGCGGUCUGGAUAACGGAUCCUUGGAGAUAACACAGAGUAUGGAUGAUGACCCUCUACUUGAUGCACCACUUCUUCCACCCCAUAUGUUACAUUCCAGGCUACAUCCAGAGUUCCAUGCUAUACCUACAGUUUUCAUUGCCAAUGUUUUGUUGCUUUUGCAUGUUGCUUUUGUUAUUUUGGCAUUUGUGACAGGAAUGGUUUGUUCUUAUGCUGAUUCAAGUGAAGAUACGUGCCCUGAAAACUACACUUAUCCCUUUAAAGUGCAGACUGUUAUAGUGAUUGCCAAGGUAAUUCUCUGGAUUCUUCAUCUGUUCCUGGAACGAUACAUUUACUUUCAUCAUAGAAAAGUCAGAAGCAAAGGUUACCUCCACAUCUACCGAACCACAAGACAUCUUAAAAGGCUUCCCCUGCUAAUUCAAUCAACAGGCAAUGCGGCUUUACUGCUGAUAGUGUCAUUGCAACAUUCAUUUCCUAAUCACAAUAAAAUGUAUCUCUGCUUCAUCCUGGGAAUCUUGGGUGUGGAAUUGAUAUGUUCAUUGAUAUGUCUGGUUGUCUACACAGUGAAGGUAAGCAACUUUAAUCAAGCAAAGCCAAGACCUGAUAUAAUAGAAGAAGAGAAGAUGUAUUCUUAUCCUAAUCAAGUUACCUCAGAAGUUGGAUUCAGAGAAACCUCAAGUUUGGAAGAAAUAGUUGAAAAACAAGGUGAUGUGAUUGAAUACCUUCAGCGGCACAAUGCCCUGCUUAGCAAGAGACUAUUGGCAUUAACAUCUGAGCAGAACAGAAGCUAGUGGUGGCCAAGACAGCAGAGCAGAAGAAAAGCGUCUUCGGUAUUGAUUUAUUCUUGGAAAUGCAUCUUAUGCAAGUUGUACUGCAAAACUCCAGCCCAGGUUUGAAUAGCAGUUGGGCCACUCCUGGCUUACUGCAAAAGCUUCUUGUUUUUUAAAAGGACACAUACUUUUAAGUGGUUUUCUCUCCUAUAACUUUUGCAGUGCAGGAAGCAGGCACUGGAUAGGGAAAAUCUCUCUUUCUAUUUCAGUUGCAGAUUGUUCCUCCAAAGUGCCAAAGAUUUUUAUCGUAAUUCAGGAUUCAGUUCUUUUCAAAGCUACAACAAAGUAAACAUCCUCAUUUAAGUGUUAGUGUUCCUUACAUCUUUGUUGUUAUAAGUUGAACCAUUAGAUACAUCUCUAGAAGAAAUUAAGGACUAUUGGUAUCUCUGCUUUAUCAGAGCUGAAUAAAGUUACUGUGAGAAUAGUGAAGAAUCAUCUGGAAAACCACCUAAAAAAACUGCAGAAUCAAUGAGAUUCCAUUUGUAAAGUAUGGUGAUGACAGAAUAGAAUCCUGAAUGCAGGGGAGCAUCUGAAAGAGGAAGUUGAUGAUAUUCCACAUAAACUGGAAGGAUUGUAUGGGCAUAAUACAGGAAAUAUCAACUAAGCCUUUUAAAAUCAUGGAUAUCAAACUGAGGCCAAUGUUGCCUUUCUGGCUUGCUUAUGGAUGAGUCAGCAUCUUACAGUGAAAUGAACAAGAAAGGGAAAGUUGUGUCUGAAUAUAUUUUUAAAAUGUGUGGCUAUUAACAAGCUGCAUGUAACUCUUUGUAUCCUAAGGGUUUAUGAUGAGGUAUUGCUUAUAAUGUGAACAAACAUUAGUAUCUGGCUUUUAAGUUGUUCUUCUGAAGAGCUGCUACUUUAUUUUGAAAAGCUACUUCUUUAAGCCCAGCAUAUGGGAUGUUUAACUGAAAUCCUUCCCUCUUCCCCCUUUAAACUUAUCGUAGUCAGGCCUAUUAUGCUUAAUGAUUCCUUUUUACUCCCCCUAAAAGCUGUAGCAAUCUCAGCUUUCACAAAAUAUAUAGAUAAAAGCGUGGAGAUCCUAUUGAACUCAGUGAAAAUUAGUUGCUGGGAUCUGCUUGGCUAUGAAGUUUUUAGUUUCCUGUUUCGUUGUAAACAGACAGUUGCCUGCUCUGCCUCUGUGCUGCCAAUGAAGACUUUUUUUUUCUAUUCUCUGGACAGUAUUUCUACAGAAACGCAAAUUUUUAAACAAAUUGGAUAUUUCUGUGACCUUGUCUAGUGAAGAACAAAAGUACACAAUCCUGCUCACUGAGAUGUAUAUAUGUGUGUAUAUUGUAUAAAAUAACAUGAUAUUGCAACUGACUGCUUCUAACACUAAUACGUUCUUGUCUUUUAGGCUGUGUAUUAAGCACAGGUAGGAUUUUACAUGGAAGAUGAGCUUUCCUUUUAAAGGAUACUCAGAUUUCAAUGUAGUUUGUAUGUAAUGUGUUCUAUAUUUUGUCCUAAAUGUGGUAAGAUAAUAAAUGCAACAAAUUAA
Messenger RNA from Candoia aspera, 2422 nucleotides. RefSeq names its product transmembrane protein 192 (gene TMEM192). The transcript has 6 exons. The record is from RefSeq and is a predicted model, not a curated record. Bases 67 to 891 code for a protein of 274 amino acids. Gene Ontology annotation, cellular component: late endosome; lysosomal membrane. NCBI's taxonomy places the organism in Eukaryota, Metazoa, Chordata, Lepidosauria, Squamata, Candoiidae.